Molecule: messenger RNA, 1488 nt
Organism: Linum trigynum
Lineage: Eukaryota; Viridiplantae; Streptophyta; Magnoliopsida; Malpighiales; Linaceae
Source: the annotation of a GenBank genome assembly
AAACAUAACUAAAAUAUUAUUAUUAAUUUAUAAGAUAAGAAGUGAAAUUCAUGUGACUUACUAAUACCGCAAAUUAAAAAAGAUUACUCGGUCGAGAGUAGUAUAUAAGGGGUCCCGUCGAUUCAACGCAAUAUGUGCGCCCAGUCUCUGCUGUCUUCACAGAUAAGAAAAUACACAGAAACCAACCCCUUCUCUCUCUCUCUCUCUCUCUCUCUCUCUCUCUAAAUCUCGUGCUACCCUCUUUCCUCUUAAGGCCAAACGCCCACCUUCAGCGCCCCAAACCACGCCCCUUUUCAGCUCUCAACCCAGGUCCAGAACCUUCUUCCUAGUUCUCCGCCAAGCAGAGCUCCGCCAAGAUGUCGUGGCAGACCUACGUCGAUGACCAUCUCAUGUGCGAAAUCGAGGGCAACCACCUUUCCGCCGCAGCCAUCAUCGGCCACGACGGCAGCGUCUGGGCCCAGAGCGCCACCUUCCCUCAGUUCAAGCCUGAGGAAAUUACUGGUAUCAUGAAUGACUUCAAUGAGCCUGGUACCCUUGCACCCACUGGGUUGUACCUUGGAGGCACAAAGUACAUGGUGAUUCAAGGCGAGCCUGGAGCGGUCAUUCGAGGGAAGAAGGGAGCUGGAGGAGUGACGGUGAAGAAGACCAGUCUGGCAUUGGUCAUCGGCAUCUAUGACGAGCCAAUGUCUCCAGGGCAGUGCAACAUUAUAGUGGAAAGGCUCGGGGAUUAUCUCAUCGAUCAGGGUCUUUAAAUCACCUUCUUUCAUUCUCUUUGUUAUUUAUAUCCAUCCUCCGGGCAUCUAAUACGAAACUGUCCGACAUUAUUAAGUAGCUUAAGAUGAAGUGGAUCACUGUGUGAAAAGGAAAAAAAAGAAUGGGAGUUUGAUUGAUGUUUACUUUGGAUCUUGAUGGAUUUCUGUUCCUUUGUACUAUUUUGAUGAUGGUAUUGUCAUGAUGAUUGUCUAAAUUACAUUUGGGGUUUGCGAAUCAAAUGACGGGAUCGGUUUUUGAUUGUCAGUGUUGUAUUGGUUCGGUAUGGCUUCGUGCGCUUGUGUUUGGCAUAUUUCUGAAGCGAAUCCGGCGGAGAUAAUGGAGGUAGUUUCUGUCUGGAGACUUGGACUUGGACGUGAUACCCAAAUCGCAGGCUCCGUCGGUCGGCGUUUGGACGGUGGGGUAAAAGCAAAGACUUUUCAGAAUGUCUAUUCUUUUACGUUAUCGUCAGUCGCAGCGACGCACGGUGGGGUGGAUUGUCUUACAAGUAACGCCCCAUCUUCCUAGUGACUAGGAAUGGCAAUGGGGUAGGUCCCGGCCGGGUUUCUCAGUACCCAGACCCGCCUAUAGCAGGUCGGGUAAUUUAUCACGGGUCAUGAGUCGGGGCAGGGCGACCCAAUAGGUAUGCAAUUUGUAUGAAAAAGAUUAGAAAUUUUCGUUAUUGUUAUUAUAAGACCUAGAAAACAAACAAUAUUAUGAUAAAUAUAGUUAAAUUAG